This is a messenger RNA of Tupaia belangeri chinensis (Chinese tree shrew), 2459 nucleotides long. Its product is annotated as zinc finger protein 552-like. Bases 447 to 2246 code for a protein of 599 amino acids. Gene Ontology annotation, molecular function: DNA-binding transcription factor activity, RNA polymerase II-specific; RNA polymerase II transcription regulatory region sequence-specific DNA binding. Gene Ontology annotation, cellular component: nucleus. Lineage: Eukaryota; Metazoa; Chordata; Mammalia; Scandentia; Tupaiidae. Gene Ontology annotation, biological process: regulation of transcription by RNA polymerase II. The record is from RefSeq and is a predicted model, not a curated record. The transcript has 5 exons.
CACAGUAAUUUUUAUUUGCUUUCUAAACCAGUGGACGCCUGUCACUGCACAGCUAUGUAACGGUACGUGCGUUUGAAUCUGUAGCCUCCGGGAACAUCUGAAAUGACGUCGCCAAACACUUGCGUGAACAGCUGCUGACGCCAGCCCGCAGAAAUCAGAGGACUCCGCCCCGGAGUCGGCGACAUUUCCGGCAGCCUCGGCGGGCAGCGCGGCCCAGCCCCAGCGCAGGUCGGCCGAGCCCGUCCGGGCCGCGCGUCGUGGGGACUACAGUACCCAGCAGGCUCUGCGAGGGUCGGCAAGCCGACGGCCGUGAGGCCUCCGGAAACGGGUCCCUCAGCGGGCGUCCUUCCGGGGCGGGACUUCCGGCGUUCUCUUCCUGGCGGGCAUUUUGGCUUUUCUCAGCCCCGAGCAGAAAGUGCGAGUGCUGGGUCUGACCGAGGAACGAGAUGAGAGGAGCGAGUGGAGCUGUCGUUUCGCGGCACAGACGAGGGUCCGAGGCCCGACGACGCCUCCAGGGUGACCCGCCCAGGCCCGGGACAGGGCCCGCCGCUCGCGCCCUGCUCGGCCCACAGCGCGGGAUGGCGGCGGCCGCGCUGCAGGGGCCGGCGCAGGGCACUGUGACCUUUGAAGACGUGGCCAUGUUCUUCUCCUGGGAGGAGUGGGGUCUUCUGAAUGAGGCUCAGAAACACUUGUACCACAAUGUGAUGCAAGAGAACUUGGCACUUGUAACCUCCCUGGGUUGUUGGUGUGGAGCAGAAGACAAGGAGUCACCCACUCAGUGGAGCUUUCUUGUGCAGGACGUGUCUCAGCAGGGUGACGUGACCUUUGAAGACGUGGCUGUGAACUUUUCCCAAGAGGAAUGGAGGCUCCUUAAUGAGGCUCAGAAAUUCCUAUACUGUGAUGUGAUGCUGGAGAUCUUGUUACCUCUCUCCUCCCUGGGACUUUGGCAGUGCAUUCAAGAUGCGGAGGCACCUUCUAGGCAACAUAUAUCUCUACAAAGGAUGUCCCAGAUCAGAUCUGUGAAGCCAGUUAUGUUUUCCAAGAAAGGCUAUCUCUGUGAAACACAUAACCCAAUCUUGGGAGACAUUUUGGACUUGGCUGAGCACCAUGAAACACAUCAAAAUCAGAAACUGCGUAGGUCUGGAACAUGUGUGAAAAUUUUUUCUGUCUCUGCAAACCUUCCUCACCAGAAUCAGAACGUUAAAGAGAAACCCAAUAGGAGUCAUGGCAAGAGAUCUAAGUUUCAUGUGUCAGGGAAGCCGUUCAUCUUCAGUGAGGCUGGGAAGGACUUUGUGGCCAGUUCAGAAUUUCUCCAACAAGAAGCCAGUCACACUAGGGAGAACUCUAACAGUGUAACGGACUGUAGAACACUCAUCAAAGGAGUUAAAACUUGUUAUAGAUUAGAAAAUGGCACAGACACCUUCAGCUCCAAACACAUAUUUGUUCGGCACCAGAAAGUCCUCACUAGAGAAGGACGUUACACAUACAGAGAAUGUGAGGAAUCUAUUAGCAGAAGUGAUAGCUUUAGUAACCAUCAUAGAAUUGACACUGCAGAUAAACCUUAUGAAUGUAGGGAAUGUAGGAAAUUCUUUAUUUGUAAUUCUAAACAACACCAAAGUGUUCGGAGUGGGAAAAGUGUAGGAAAAAGGUGCAAGGAAUGUGGAAAGAUGUUAACUUAUGGUUGCAAUGUUUUAUACCGCCAGAAAGUUCACAGUAGAGAAAGGCCUUCUGAGUGUACAGAAUGUGGGAAAUUAUUUAGUCAUAAGUCUCAUUUCAUUCAGCACCAAAGAGUUCACACUGGAGAAAGGCCUUACAUGUGUGAAGAAUGUGGAAAAUUAUUUGUCAACAAGUCACACCUCAGUGUACACCAGAGAGUUCACACUGGAGAAAAACCUUAUAACUGUGGGGAAUGUGGGAAAUUAUUUAGCAACAAGCACCACCUUAUUGAACACCAGAGAGUUCACACUGGAGAAAGACCAUAUGAAUGUAAAGAAUGUGGGAAAUCAUUUCGUCAUAGGUCUGCUCUCCGUCAACAUGAGAGACUUCACACUGGACAAAAGCCUUAUGAGUGCAGCGAAUGUGGGAAAUCCUUUGCUGAAAGUUCCAGCCUCAUUAAACAUAGACGAGUUCACACUGGAGAAAGGCCUUAUGAAUGUGGCAAAUGUGGAAAAUCUUUUUCCCGAAGCUAUUCACUCCUUCAGCAUCAGCAAGUUCAUACUGGAAAAAGGCUUAAUGCGUGCUGUUAAUGUGGAAAAUUUUUUUGCUGCACUCUGGUCUCAUUAAACACAAGAGUUCAUACUGGAGAAAGGUUUUGUAAGUAAAAUAGUCUUUGGAAAUUCUUUAGCUAGAUCUCUGUAUUCCCUCAAGAUCAUAAAAAUGAAACUGGGCCAAGGUUUGUUUGUUUGUUAAAUUUUUUUUGUUUAACUUUAUUGGUUUAUUGAUAUAUUUUCAUUUGACCA